Molecule: messenger RNA, 3030 nt
Organism: Sugiyamaella lignohabitans
Lineage: Eukaryota; Fungi; Ascomycota; Dipodascomycetes; Dipodascales; Trichomonascaceae
Gene: ESL1
Product: Esl1p
Exons: 1
Coding region: 1-3030 (1009 amino acids)
Biological process (GO): regulation of transcription by RNA polymerase II
Cellular component (GO): nucleus
Molecular function (GO): transcription cis-regulatory region binding; protein binding
Source: RefSeq, a predicted model, not a curated record
AUGGAUCCCGGAGCUGGAGAGUCUCCGCUGAGGAUAGGAUCAACCCGGCGCGCGCGUGGAAGUAACCCUGAUCCGGAUUUCGACCGUGGUCCUAUUUCGAAUAAUGAGAAGAAUCUAAGACUGUUUAAUGCCCGGAUCAGUGGCCGCAGUAGGGGGUUUGUUGGUUCUGGCAGUGCCACCAGUUCAGGUGCUGGCGGGCUCGAAUCGUCGCCAAAUCCGACGACGUACGGAGUGGCUGGCAGCAUAGCUGGCGAUGGGUCCCCGUAUCAUAAGGAUCGUGUGGGAACAGAGUCUGAUUCGCGACAGUAUCAGGACCAGAAUCAGCAGAAUCAGCAGAAUAAUCAGCAACAUCAACAGCAUCACAUGCAAAUGCUUCAUCAACAGCAGGCCCAGUUACAGCAGCAGCAACAGCAGCAACAACAGUAUCAGCAGCAGCAUCAGCAGCAACACCAGCUGCUUCUCCAACAGCAACAACAACAGCAACAGCAACAACAGCAGCAAGGACAAGGACAAGGACAGGGACAGCAGUCGCAACAACAACAAAAGUCUGGUGGUGCUGGAACUGAACCUGCUCGUACUAACACAGCUGGAGGAGGUGGCAUGGAAAAUGCUGCUGUUGGUUCAGGAGCUGGUAGUUCUACUAGAGAAACCAGUUCACGAGGUGGUCAGCAGCAGAAUAUGCCUCCUCAACAACAGCAUUACCACCAGUCUCAGCCCCCAUCUUCCUCUUCUCGACACCAUGUACAGACUGCGUAUGAGCUGGGAGUCAAUCUUCCUACUGUGGAGAAGCUGAUUGGUGAAAUCCAGUCGGCAUAUUUCGAUAUCUCGCGAUUAGAAGUCAAGUGUCUGAUGCUCAGCAAACAGAUUGAAGACAAUCAGCAUAUUAUUCAACAGUCGAAUUUAACAGGGUCUAAUGGCAAUUACGGUGAUAACCCGACUUCAUCAAGACUUCGAAACCUCGGCAUCGACCUGUCGAACCCCUCGUCAACCGGUUCCUUUGACUCGUCUAAAAUCCCGCCCGAAUAUUGGGCCGAAUCGUACUUUCUCGAAUUAUACCAGAAUCAGGCCAAUUUGAUUGACAAGUAUUUUGAUUUCAUGUUCCUUGCAUAUCAUCCCUGUGGAAAUAGUGUUACGAGAGGCCUGGUGAAAAAGUACAAGAUUCCGAUUCGCAUGUGGAAUAAGGGCAUUUUCAAGUUUCUCGACAUUCUGCGUGCUCAUAUGCCGAAAUCCCAGGAUCUUAUUACCAAAUUUAUCUACCACUGUUUCUCGCUGCUGACAAUGUUGGUGGAUCCUCCUUAUGAGUCUCGGUAUAUGUGGUUAGAAGCAUUGGGCGACUUGGCUCGUUUUUCCAUGGCUUUGGGAAAUAUAUCUCAUGGCGAAUGGAGAGGCGUGUCUCAGUACUGGUAUAGUCGAGCUGCUAAUCGGUCGCCAGGUGUGGGUCGACUGUUUCACCAUUGUGCAGUUGUAUGUAUAUACCGACUGGACUCGCUGUUUUACUUUUGUAAAAGUCUCACCACAACACAACAAUUCGAACCCUCACGAGAAACUAUUUUGUCAUUAUUUGAAUCCAACCAAGAAGGAGAGGCUAAUACACCUAUUGCCCUAUUUAUAAAAUUGCAUCAAGUAAACUUCACCCAAACAAACAUCUCGGACUUUCCUAAAAUCCUGUCGGAUGUCACUUCAUCAAUAAUGGCCCGUGACCGCGAUUAUAACGACCUCGAUCUCAAAAACAGAGGCGCCAUUUUAGCAUAUUGUAACAUCACUUCGCUGCUUGGUUAUGGGUCGUUAAAGAACCCUGCCUCGGCUUUUUUCUACGAGCUUGCUAAGGAACGAAGCGGUGCUGGAGCUGCUCUUGGUGCUGCCAGUUCCACUACUAACACUGCCAACACUGCCAACACCGCCAACACCACCAACACCACUGGUAAUACCACUGGUUCCACUACCGGGUCCACUACCGGCUCAAAUGCCAGUGGUAAUAACGGGUCUGGCAAUAAUAACACCGCUGGCAGCGGUAACCACAGCACCAGCGCCAAUUCGAGCUCGAACCCCACAACAUCCAGUGUAACUGCAUCUGCCGGGUCUCUUUUCAUGGCUCAACAAAUCUCUUUUGAGAUGUUGAAACAGUUUUUGACUCUUCCGAGACACAUUGCACUCCUUCACGUCAUUGUAUGGCUCCAUUUCUUCAAUGCUCUUACUGACAAUCCAGACGUGUGUCACCAUCUACUGCUCAGCGACUUUUUCCCUGCCAGCAAACUGGUAAGAUUCCUCAAUGAAGGACUCAAAACAGUCGACCUGAUUCUGAAAGACACAAACACCUCGAAACAACACUGGACCAGUACCACUAGCAAUUCCACCAGCAAUACUGCUUCUGGCAAUGCUACUAAUAAAUCCAACAGUGUCGGCAGUUUCCACAGUAUACACGGGUCAGCAGCAUCAGGCUCUGUCUCCGGAUCAGGGGCUGCUCCCCCUGUUGGUACUAGUAGUGGUACUUCGGGAUCUAACAAGUCUGACAAUACAUUUUCACCACCCGGAUCUCCUUCGUUACAAUGUCAACAAUGUACUGAAAGCGAAUCGUUAAUUGACCGUAUUGCCAGCUGGAAAAAGAGUUACAACAGCAGAAGUCCUGCUGCCGAAGACAGUAUUGAACUUAUCAGUUCGAAACUGCCGAACCCGGAAGAACGAGGUCAUUUCCCCAUGCUACGAGAACGACCAUUGCCUGAAGAACUGUUGUUACUUGGAUUCGUCUGGUCAUACAAAACAGCCAAAACCGAGCUAUAUAACGAAUACGAAUCCAGCACCACUGACGAGCCGUUCCCUGGACCUCCUGGCAAAGAAGUACUUCGACCCAUUCGUGAAGUGCGUGCCAUUGAACUGGCUCUGUCACUCGCAGAUAGCAACUCUUGGCUCGCGUAUCACAACGGCUACUUCGAGCUACAAGGACCCCUCCGAGUCCACAGUGAAGACCACAUGUCCGACAGCGAGUAUGUCCCCAGUCCCAUGACCACUGCCAACACCGGCGUGCUAGACUAA